Messenger RNA from Chilo suppressalis (striped riceborer), 5781 nucleotides. NCBI's taxonomy places the organism in Eukaryota, Metazoa, Arthropoda, Insecta, Lepidoptera, Crambidae. The record is from the annotation of a GenBank genome assembly.
CACAGAUAAAAAGUGGUAGGUAAUGGGUGGUGUGGCAUUUUAGCGUUUAAUUAAACACUACGCAACCCAAAGUCAAUCUUUGAUGGAUUUUACACAAAAUUUAGGUACAUAUUUUAUUAAUGAACUGAAAAAACAACUUUCAGUCCGCGUGUGGUUUGUUUUAUUUUCUCUUUGAAAGUUUUGACAGUGACAUUUCAUUUAGUGUACUUUUUCGCGGUUGUAUCUAUAUCAACGAAUAAAAUGACAUUUAAUUAUCUCAACAGCUUUAUUAUAACAAAAAGUGAAUAAUAAAAACAACAAUUUACUUUUGAGACGUUCACUGUUCCAUGCUUUGAUCAAUAGGUUGAUUAAAAAAAUCAGUAACAAAAUAUGUUCAACUCGUAGGUGAGUCAAGAUGACUACAGAUCUCUGCGCUGAAGAUGUUGUUAUACAAAUGAGUCCUCAGGUUGAAAUGACAACCGAGGCGGGCGGGGAAGUGCGGACCGGGACGGGGGCCGGGGGCGCCGCCAGCGCCUCGCUGGAGCUGGGGCGACACCUGCUGGUGGCGGCCCGCGACGGGCACACGCAGCUGGUGCUCGACCUCAUGGCCAAGGGGGCGCCCUUCACCACCGACUGGCUGGGCACGGGGCCGCUUCACCUGGCGGCGGGCGGGGACCACGCGCACACCGCCGGGGUGCUGCUGCGGGCCGGCGUGUCGCGGGACUCCCGCACUAAGGUGGAACGUACACCGCUUCACGUGGCCGCGCACGCGGGUCACGCGGAGUCGGCGGGGGUGUUGUUACGUCACGGGGCCCUCGUGGACUGCCGCGACCUGCUGCGGAUGACGCCCCUGCACUGGGCCGCGGACCGGGGCCACGCCCCACUGGUCAGCCUGUUGAUCCAGUACGGCGCGGACCCGGCGGCCGUCUCCAAGUUCAACAAGACUCCCGCCCAGCUGGCCAUGAGGAGGGGACACGCGGCGAUAGUGGCGAUGCUGGAGGACGCGGUGCGACAGCGGGAGGCUGCCAGAUCUGUACGCGCGCUGGUCGAAGAAAGAUUAGCGGAGGAACAACCCACUACUGAUCCCCUGACAUUAUACAAAGAAAAUGUUGUCGAAAAAAUUCCAGAAAUAAUAACAACGACAACGGCGACAGAGGUACCGAAACAUUGCCACAUAAAAGCGACUAAAGUGAAAAAAGCUCCAGAGAAACCGGCGAAAAUGGAAGAAAAGUUACAGGAAACCGUGAAAGAGGCCAUCGAACAGCGCGGGGAUUCCGGAACCGGAAACGGAAACGCGGCCGCCAUACUGCGCCGACACGGGAUCACUCUCCUGCCGCCCGAUACCGGCGGGACUGUGCUGCGCGCGCUGCAGGGGGGGCGGACUGUCGUACUGUCAGACGCGGGUAAACUGAUGCUACAGGAGAGUAAUGCAGUUCGUCAGGCCGCGAAAGAUACACAUCCGCCCGCUAAGGUGAAACUCAUCCAAUUACCGACGGAACCUAGAACAGCAGUAACGACAGUGAGACGAGUGACAAGCGCCCCAUCACCGCCUACUUCGGCCAAAUCUCGUCCCCCAGUCAAAAUCAUCAUGAACAAAUCCAAUUUCCAACGCCUCGUAGCCGGCGUACAGAAACCUAAACAAAACAAUAAUACUGAACCGCUGACUAUGACAGUGGUCAAUGAAAAUACUAUGAACAAUGAUGAAGUAGCCACGUUGAAGUCGCAACUAGCUGCUUCGCAAAGAACAGUCGCAAGACUCACGGAAGAAUUGAAGAAUUGUCGCGCGAGACUAGCGCAAUAUGAAGGGCAAUGACCUGAAUGCAUCUAAGGUCAACGACCCCUGCGUUAUAAAUUAAACACAGAAAAUGGACUACAUUCGCGAGAAAUUUAAAACCUACUGGAACUAAAAUUUGUCGAUUCUUCCAAGCACAAGGUCCGCGCUGAUGGCGUAGCUUCUAGACAUUCAUGUGUGCUUGUAACAGCCUAAAGUGAAUAACUAUUUUUGAAUUUAAAUUAAUAAAGAGACAACAAACCACUGAUGCAAAUAUGAACUAUAAGCAUACCUAUCGGUUUGUCUCUCUCACUUGCCUUCCCAGUUUUAAGUAAAUUGGUUGGCGAGAGCUCAAUCCAUCGGUGUCGAUUCUGGCAUGCAUAACUAAACUUAAAACUUAAUUUAACAUCAGUCUCUCCUUGUCAUUGUGUACACUGUAUGUCAAGGAUACACUGGUGUCGAUUCUAGCAUGAUUCUCUAAAACCAAACAACAGUGUAUCCUUGUCAUUCUCUAUACAGAAUAAAAAGGAGAGACUGAUGUUUAAUUUAUUUAGUUUUGUUAAGUUUAGAGAAUCAUGCCAAAAUCUACACCAAUGUUGUCAAAUUUAAGUUUAGGUUUAGAGGAUCAUGCCAGAAUCAACACCAUUCUCAGUGAUUCAACGACACUGCACUAGUCCCAUACAAACGCUGCGGGCCAAUGACCCCAUAGCUUAAAUAUUUUCAAAAGUUGUUGGGUUCGUACAACUUAAAGAACAUCCAAUUUGAAAUACCUUAAGAUACUGAAGAUUCAGUAAAUAAUAAAUGCUUCAAAAGUGAUAUCAGUGAUGAUUAUACUAUUUUCAAUAUCGAGAUUACAUUUUUGUAAUUCCGGCACUUCACUUGGUUACUCGUGUCUGAUAUUUGUAAACUUGAGAUCAGUCUGUCCUUUUCUUGCAUUAUACAACAUGAUACGGACGAACUAUGUCAAGUUAACAAGUAGCAAACGCAAAUAGUACAUUGACUAUUUGUGUUUGUGUGUUUUGUAAUAUAGGACUCCAAUCUAAGGACCUAGAGUAACUCGAAAUCACAUUGUUAGUUUGAUAAACCAUGUGGUUUAUAGUGGAAUGUAUAUAACUGUUAUAAGCGCAAUGUAAAUAAUAAUAACAAUUCAACAACAGGAAAUGAAAGGUUCUAUCUGAUAUUUCCUAAUGAUUAUUACAGUUGGAUUUGAACGUGUCCAAAAUCAAAUUGAUUACAGGAAAAGUAGAAAUUGCAUCACAGAAAAGAAAGAGUUCCAUUCAUUCCUAAACAAAUCUCAAACAAAAUAAAUAUAGUUUGUUUUUAAGAUUUCAUAACGUUUUCUACUCUAUUAUUGUUAAUUUUUCCUUGUAACGAUAUUCUAAUCAUAUAGGUAAUCUGAAUUUUUGUGAUGCAGUUUUUACGUUGCCCGUUUGAUAAAUAUUUGAGACAAAUCUCAUUGCAAACAUUAUUUUGUAUUUUUAUACUACAAAAAUUAAGCUCUCAAUUUAGUUUUAAGUACUUUAUAAAUAAUCUGUUAACUAAUGUUAAGGAAAUAAAAUUUACAUUAUUGUACUAAUUGGUUUUAUUUACAUCUAAGGAUUUAAUAUAUUACACAAGUCACAAUGAUGAUGAUAUUUCUAGAAUAUGUCAUUUCUAUUAAUGGCUUGAACCAUUUACUCGCAACCCCAAUUUAACCCAUUUGUGGUACACACAGCAAAAUUGUAUUCCUUGCACUAAGGAAAAAUACGAUAAUGGUGUCAAUUCUGGCGUGAUUCUCUAAACUUAAAACUAAAUUUAACAUCAGUCUCUCCUUUUCAUUCUGUAUAGAGAAUGACAAGGAUACACUCUUGUCAAAUUUAGAACAAUCAUGCCAGAAUCGACACCAAUGUAAUAUUUUUCCAUUCAACAUAAAAGUUUAUAAAUAGUGGUCCCAAUCGGUAACAGGGGUAAUACUAUGAAUAUCAGUAAUUCUGCAUUAAAUUUAUAUUAUUAUGUUUGGUAUUCAAUAAAUGAAACUUUCUUGAAGUUGUAUCAAUUCAAAGCAUUUUUAAUAUGACAAUACUUUUUUUUAAUAAGUUAAGUAUACUUAUUUAAUUUCAAACUCUUGGCUCAACUGCCACCUGGAUUACAGGAAAAAAAUUAGGCAGCAUUACCCAUGGGCAAAAGCUGUGGUGCUGGUGUUGUUAGACACAUUUUCAUUCACUUCAUGUUACUUGCAUCUUUGUUUUAUUCUAGUCCUUAUGAGAUACAAUACGCAAACACCUCACAAUGAAUCACCUUCCUUUUCCUCAGUAAUGUCUCGAUGGCCAUCUACAAGUAUCCCUGGCGGGUGCACGGGUUUAUAUAUAUAUGCCCGUUGUCUUUCCGUAAUAAACAAUGUUCGCCUGAAGGUACAGGUAAUUAAGAUUGAAAUACUAAUAGUCCCACUGCACUAGGGCUAACAUUAUAGCGUUGGCUUGCUAAAGAAUUUUGAUUUUCUAACACUGCUUUGCCGGUAGUGUCCCGCUAGCGCCAAGCGUUAGAAGCUAGUGAUUACGCUGAUAGCGCGCGCUUGUAGGGAGCCGCUAGUGAUUGCGCUGAUAGCGCGCGCUUGUAGGGAGCCGCUAGUGAUUGCGCUGAUAGCGCGCGCUUGUAGGGAGCCGCUAGUGAUUGUGCUGAUAGCGCGCGCUUGUAGGGAGCCGCUAGUGAUUGCGCUGAUAGCGCGCGCUUGUAGGGAGCCGCUAGUGAUUGCGCUGAUAGCGCGCGCUUGUAGGGAGCCGCUAGUGAUUGCGCUGAUAGCGCGCGCUUGUAGGGAGCCGCUAGUGAUUGCGCUGAUAGCGCGCGCUUGUAGGGAGCCGCUAGUGAUUGCGCUGAUAGCGCGCUGUCAGCACGUCUCGGAACUGCGCGAGGAUGGCGUUUUCUCUUUUAGCUCGUUCUUCUUUGCUGAAGGCGGCGAGCGCUCGUUUUUCGUCCGCGGAGUAGAUCUGGUUCUCUUUGCGGAUACGCACCGCCUCCAUGCGACGGUGUCUGGAAUGGAAACACGACAUAUCAAUAUGAACAAAUUCCAUUGAAAAAUCUUUCUUGCACAUUUGACUAUACAUAGGUAGCAGCAGUCGUUAUGAACAAUAAACAAUGGUAAAUACUUUUAAACAAUCAACUGCAAUUAAUUUCAUUUACCAAAUUAGAGAACUUUUAUGAUUUUCGAGUUAGCAGUAAUUCUCAUAUUUCUUUAAAAUACUUAUAUAAACAUUUCAAGCACUAAACAGAAAACAAAAUACGUAAUUUCGUAGUGAUCCAAAAAAUAUAACGAAAAUGAAAAUAAUUAUGAAAUGAUAAAUUAAUCGAAACAGCUGAACAAAUUCUCAAUCACAAAACUUUUCCCCGUGCCACAUAGCUCUUCUAAUAAACAACCAUAGAUUAUCGAUGUCAUGCUUUUAAUAUGUAAUAAUAAGAUUUACCAAAACGAACAGAAUAUUUUCAGAAAUUAAAAUAAGUCAAUGACUCAGGUAUGUCUAUUUGUAAGAAGUUUUUCUUGAAAUCGCAAAGAGCGAGUAAAGAACAUCGCGCAUGUAUAUAAGCGUCCAUACCUGCUACCGCUCAUAACGUAUCCGACGGCCUCGUAGCUGGCGAUCUCAUCGGAUGUGAGGCCGAUCUCCCCUCGGCGGGGGAUCCUCUUCCCGUCGGCCACGAAGGCGGCCAUCGCGGCGCCCUCGCCCGGCAGCAGCGCGCGACCGAAGUCCUUGUGCCCCAGCGACGGACCCGUGCGAGGCACCGGCCCGCAGGCCGAGCUGCUUAGCUCCUCCGUUUUAUGAGCUUCUGACUGCGAUUUCACCUUGGAGGAUUCUACCUCGUGCUCCUCUGAAAAUAUGAUUAUUCCGUGUGAUGUCCCUCCUGUUGGGGCACGAGCCUGCCAUGCGAUAAAGGUAUUGGGCCACGAUUCACAGGGCCACCCAGUGUGGAUUGGAGAGUGGCACUCGAAGGACAUUCCCCAUACAUUGAAUGCCCUAGAACGCACAGCGAUGAGAAAAAGCUAGUUGUGUUCGGAAUCAUUC